UUCUCUCUCUCACACACACACAUUACGUUUUAAAUUUAUUUUAAAUAAUGAAGUUUAUAGAAAUCUAUUAAAUGUUCAUAACCCAUUAGAUCUGUUUCGCAAUAAUACAUAGAAAUCUGUUUAAUGUUCAUAAUCCAUUAGAUCUAUUUUGCAAUAAUGCACAGAAAUCUAUUUAAUGUCCAUAAUCCAUUAAAUCCAUUAAAAAGUAAUUUGUAACUUUCUCUCAAUAAAUUACUCAUUAAUAAAUAAAUUAAAUUUUUAUGAAAGAUUCAACAAUUACUGAUUUAAGUAUAUAAAGCAGAAGCAUUUGUUUAUUCUUCAGUCAAUUGGACACUGAAGUUAGCAUUAAAUAAAGUUAGAGGUUAUGUUAGAUUUUUAUGAUCAAUGUAGUAUUCGUCACCAAUGUAUAAUUGACAAUUUCAAGUUUAUAGAGUGAUAAUAUCAUAUAUCUAUCAAAAAUAAUUAAAUAAGUUAGGAGAUAAGACGAUUAAAGUAUCUGUUACGUGAUUGAUUGAAAAUACUUAUCUAUUUACGUGUUAUACAUUUCUUCAUUUAUAUAACCUAAUUUAUAUAAAUGUACAUAUACAUAUAAAUAUUGUUUUAAGUAAAAAUAUAACUAAUUACAAUGACUUCAACGUGGGAAGAUUUUUUUGCCAAACAUCCACCUCCACAAGAUUUAAAUCAAACCGAAAAUCUGUUAAAAACAUUUAUUGAAAAACAUUUAAAAGAAAACAAUAAAGUAGUAUUAAUAACGAGUGGCGGUACAAUGAUUCCAUUAGAACAUAACACUGUAAGAUUUGUCGAUAAUUUUAGUGCUGGAUCCAGAGGAGCUACAUCAGCUGAAUAUUUUUUGGAACAUAAAUAUGCUGUAAUAUUUAUGUACAGACUCAAGUCUUUAGAACCAUUUACUAGACAUUUCAUUGGACAUAAGGUAUUGGAUAUGCUCAAUUUAACGGAGGAAGCAGAUAAAUGCACUGUCACAGUUGUACCUGAACAUACAGAAAAAGUAGCAAUGGUAUUACGAAAAUAUAAAAAAACGAUGAAACAGGAUAAAUUGAUACAAAUUAGUUUUAGUUCUUUGACCGAGUACCUUUGGCUACUUAGAACCGUUUGUCAAGCAUUAGCUUGUUUAAAAGAUAAAGCUCUUUUAUAUUUAGCUGCAGCUGUUUCUGAUUUUUAUGUACCAUUUGACGAAAUGUCCGAACAUAAAAUUCCUUCUAGUGGUCCACCAACGAUAUCACUUCAAUUAGUUCCAAAAAUGCUAGAACCUUUAGUUAGUUUAUGGGUACCAGAAGCCUUUGUGAUUUCAUUUAAAUUAGAAACAGAUGAAAAUGUUUUAGUUUCAAAAGCAAGGACUGCUUUGAACAAGUACAAACACAAUCUUGUUAUCGCUAAUAUGUUACAGACUAGAAAGCAACAAGUAAUUAUUGUUAGCAAAGAAAAUGAUUAUGUGUUGUCAUUAACAAACGAACAAAUGAAGAACGGCGAAGAAAUUGAAAAAUUUAUAGUCGAUGAUAUAGUAUUGAAACAUAAAGAUUUUUCAAAACUUAGAUCUUCUAACUCAACAUAUAGGUUUAUUUCGAUAACAUGAUUUUUCAAUUGGAUAUAACUAUUUUUUUACUAUGUUAUUAUUGGUAAAUAUCAGUUGAUUAUUGCACAAUUAAGGGAAAUUAUAAUUGGAUAUUGAAUA
Messenger RNA from Polistes dominula (European paper wasp), 1690 nucleotides. RefSeq names its product phosphopantothenoylcysteine synthetase (gene Ppcs). The record is from RefSeq and is a predicted model, not a curated record. Lineage: Eukaryota; Metazoa; Arthropoda; Insecta; Hymenoptera; Vespidae.